GGUCCCGGCGCUGUGCUCGCGCCCCCAGCGCGCCAGUCCCCGGGCUGCAGGGAGCGCAGGGCGCGCGGCCCGGGCCCCGGCCACCGGACGCUCUACCGGACACGACCCUCCUCUGGCGCUUGGACAGCUGCCCACCGUGGACUCUGCACCGGACACUGCCCCCCGCAGGGCUGGACACCGCCACGGACACUACUUCCCAGCUCCGGACAUUGCUCCAUCUUUCCCCCUGGGUUCUGGACGCUUUUCCCCCUCCCCCUUCGGGGGCCCAGACACGGAGCCCCCCGCGGGCUCUAGCUAACAAGCCCUGGUCCCCGAGCGCCAGACACUGCCUCCGCCCCGUCCCCUUCUCCCUUCCCCUCCACCCGCCUCCUCUCUCCCCCGGUUCGGGUCGGAGCACCGCCAGGCUUAGGACCCCCUGCAGCUCGGCAGCCGGCUGCCGGCUCCCCCCUCCCCCGGCCGCUCGCCCGGAUGCCUCUCCCCGGGGGACUGUGGUGGCUCCUCUGCUGCCGUCGAGGCUUCACUCUCCUGCACCGGGACUACGGGGACGGCGAGCUCAGCGGGGACGGAGACGAGGACGAGGACGAGGAGACCUUUGAACUGCGGACCCCGAGCCCAGCGGGCGGCGGGAGGGGCCCCUUGGACGUGACGCUGACCCAGCCUGUGAGGAGCGGGCCGAUCUCGGACAGGCUGCAGAGCUGGGAGGAGACGCGGAGCCUCAUCCCGGAGAAGGGGCCGCUGGAGGACGACGCGGAUGUGGUGGUGAAAGGCUGGUUGUACCGGGAGCCGCGCGGACGAGGGGCGCGGCCCUGGCUGCCCCCGCGCCGGGCCUGGUUCGUGCUCACCCGGGACUCCCUGGACCAGUUCAGCGGCAGCGGGCAGGGGGCGCGGCGCCUCGGGAGCCUGGUGCUCACCAGCCUGUGCUCAGUGACCGGCCCGGAGCGCAGGCCCAAGGAGACGGGUCUGUGGCUAGUGACCGUGUCUGGCCGGAAGCACAGCGUCCGGCUCUGCUCCCCGCGUCAGGCCGAGGCUGAGCGCUGGGGGGCGGCGCUGCGGGAAGUGAUCGCCUCCAAGGCGCCGCUGGAGACCCCCACCCAGCUGCUGCUCAGGGACAUCCAGGAGAGUGGCGCGGAUCCAGAGGCCGUGGCCCUCAUUUACCGGCGGAACCCUAUUCUGAGGCACACCAGCGGGGCCCUGUACGCCCCACUUCUGCCCCUGCCCUAUGGAGCCAGCGCCCCAGGUCCGGGCUACGCGCCCCUGCGCGAGGAGGCGGUGCGGCUGUUCCUGGCGCUGCAGGCGCUGGAGGGGGCGCGGCGGCCCGGGCCCCUGAUGCAGGGUGUGCUCCAGACCUGCCGGGACCUGCCCGCGCUGCGCGACGAGCUCUUCCUGCAGCUGGCUAAGCAGACCUCGGGCCCCGCGGGGCCCCCGGGGCUCCCGGCCGCCCGAGACCCCGCGGCCCUGCGCUACUGGCAGCUCCUCACCUGCAUGAGCUGUACCUUCCGGCCUGGGGGCGCCGUGCGGGGGCACCUCCUGGGACACCUGGAGAGGACGGAGCAGGCGCUCCCGGACUCGGAGCUGGCGGAGUACGCGCGCUUCAUCCGCCAGGCGCUGGGCCGGACGCGCGGCCGCGAGCUGGUGCCAUCCCUGGCGGAGAUCUCCGCGCUGAGCCGGCGGCAGGAGCUGCUGUGCACCGUGCACUGCCCGGGGGCGGGGGCCUGCCCGGUGGCCAUAGACUCCCACACCACGGCGGCGGAGGUUGCUCGGGAGCUGGUGGGGCGGCUGGGCUUGGCCCGAAGUCGCAACGCUUUCGCGCUGUACGAGCAGCGAGGGGCCCAGGAGCGAGCCCUGGCCGGGGGGACUCUCAUGGCCGACGUGCUCACCAGGUUUGAGAAUUUAGCAGCGGAGGAAGCCGCGCCGGAGGACCCGCCCGACGCCGGCUGGAAACUGUGUCUGCGUCUCCACGGACCUCUGCGCCCUGAGGGGCUGGCCCCGGACGGCCACGAGCUGCCUUUCCUCUUUGAGCAGGCUCACGCGCUGCUGCUGCGCGGCCAGCCGCCCCCGCCCGACGACACGCUGCGCGCCCUGGCGGCGCUGCGCCUGCAGAGCCUGCACCGCGACUUCUCCCCCAGGGCGCCCCCGCCGCGCCUGGACCGCCUGCUGCCGCCCCCCACCCCGCCCCCGCCGCGGGAGGACCCUCCCCGCCCCAUCCCCAGGCCGCCCCCCUCCGCCGCCCUGCUGGCCGGGGCGAUCUGGAGCUCCGGCCUGGCCAAGAGGCGAGCGGAGCGGGCCCGGCGCAUCGGGGCCGGCCGCCCGGCGGGCAGCGCGGUCCGAGAGGGAGGAGGCAGCGCCGGCAUGGCGGCCGUGCUGGGCAGCUGGAAGCGGCUCCAGGGCAUGGGCCGAGCUGAGGCCAUGGCGGCCUACCUGGCCCUGGCGGCGCAGUGUCCAGGGUUCGGCGCUGCUCGGUAUGAAGUUCUGGAGCUGAGCACGGAGCCUGGUGGGGGUGCUCCCCAGAAGCUAUGCCUGGGCCUGGGAGCCAAGGCCAUGUCCCUCUCCCGACCGGGUGAGACGGAGCCUAUCCACAGUGUCAGCUACGGUCACGUGGCCGCCUGCCAGCUAAUGGGCCCACACACCCUGGCGCUGAGGGUGGGGGAGAGCCAGCUCCUCCUGCAGAGCCCCCAGGUGGAAGAGAUCAUGCAGCUGGUGAAUGCCUACUUGGCUAACCCCUCCCCUGAGAGGCCCUGCAGCAGUCCUCCUCCUUCAUGCCAAGACCUGCCAGACAUCUCCUCUCCCAGCCAGCACCCCGGCCUGGACGAGCCCCAGGGACACUCUGGCUGUUUGGGGCAGCUGCAGAAAUGAGCCUGCCAAGAGGUCACGACCUCCCUUCCAUCUCCAGCCUGGAUCUGGACUGCUCUGAGAUCUGAGGGAACCAUGGACCCUUUUCGCCCUGCAGGGACAGGGCCUACCCCACACCAAAGGGCUGCAAUGGGUGCAAUUUUCUAGUUUGUUUCUUAAUUUAUUUGUAGAAGAGAAGCAAAAAAAAAAAAAAAAAAAAAAAAAAAAUCCUUAUUUACACAAACCCUUCCUGUGGGAGUUUGUCAGUGGACAAGUUGGAGCUCCAAGGCUCAGAGCUCCACCUCUGGGGACGCCCACACUCUGGGCUUUUACCAGCACUGAGGGAAGUCUGGAUACCACAGGGCUCCACCCUCUGUGACUGCCUGGAUUUAACCCUUUCGUGGCCAGUAUGCUGCCACUGGGCACUGGGUGGGGCGGAUAAGAGGGCAGUUGUGGAAGCUGGCAGUUACUCUCUCCUCGCCAAUGAGUGCACAGAGGUGGCCUCCUGGUGUCCCGGAGGCCAGAGGGCGGUGAGUCAUCAGGACUAGCACUGCCCAGUGCGUGAAAGGCCUGUUGCUUUGGGCCUGGAAUGGAGAGAACCCUGGGGCAGGAUUAGACCCAGGAUCUUCUGUGGCACAGAAAGAGCUUGUCAGGACUCCUGAGAUCUGUGGCUGCUUUAUCAGAUCAGAUUGAACAGGGUUGAUUUCCUGAGGAUCUGAUACCCUGGGGCACUGGGAAACUAGAGUCCCAGAUUUCCUGUCCUACUAUGGGCCAUCUUUCCAUAGUCCUUACAGCCUCAUCCCUGAGUAAAGGAAGCUGGGGCAACAGCCUAGAAAUAGGCUGUUCUAGGCAAAGGAUGUUAACGGUAGCAGACACGCUAAGACCUGGACUAAUGGUAAGAAGGUAGAGCAGGUAAAGGUCUCCCUAACCCACGUACCUGGGCAUUGGGAGGGAACACGGAGGGCCCUUCCUCAUCCCUAUAGUGAUAGGCCGAAACCUGAUUAUAUUCACAACCAAGCUUUAUUAUUUUAUUAGAUGUAAACAAGCAUAUCAAGGGUUAGGGCAUGGGAGAGGGAGCAGGGCUAGCUUCUGGGCCGGAGAGGAACCCUCAAAGGGUUGCUGGUGAAGGGAAGGUGGGUGAAGGGAAGGUGGGACAGAGGGACCGCCAUGAUGGGAACGGUGCUUACUCUCCAGGGGGCGGAGGGAGGAAGUCACUGCUCCUGGGUGCCCCAGGAGAUGUAGUCUGGUUGCAUAGCUGUAUGGUACUCAUCGAUGAGCUCCUGCACAACCGCCCUGGAUCUGUCCAGUUCAUCGAAGUUCUCCUUGAAGAUGUCCUCCUUCCGGAACUGCUCCAGGAAGGCCUCCCGCUUCCGCAGCUUGUCGUACUGCUGGCAGGAACUUUCAAACAGCUGGAAGAGGGAGAUCUCCAUGAUGGGAGCCAGUGCAGGGUGGGGAGGUUGGAAUGGAUGGGGAGAGAAUGACAAAGGGGCUAGUGGAACAGCGGCCAAAGACCAGGAGACUAGCCUCACCGAGGAGAUGCUGGUGUGGUUGGCCAUCAUGAGCCCGCUGACCCGGUGGGCGGAGGGCAGGUAGGGAGACUUCCUGGACAGGGCCACCUGGAUGCUGGCUGGGCCCCAGGGGAUGAAGUUGGCCAGCU
Pipistrellus kuhlii (Kuhl's pipistrelle) is the source of this 4486-nucleotide messenger RNA. It is a transcript of the gene PLEKHH3, whose product is annotated as pleckstrin homology, MyTH4 and FERM domain containing H3. Gene Ontology annotation, cellular component: cytoskeleton. The transcript is spliced from 13 exons. NCBI's taxonomy places the organism in Eukaryota, Metazoa, Chordata, Mammalia, Chiroptera, Vespertilionidae. The coding region runs from base 469 to 2853 and encodes 794 amino acids. Gene Ontology annotation, biological process: signal transduction. The record is from RefSeq and is a predicted model, not a curated record.